Molecule: messenger RNA, 1683 nt
Organism: Penicillium argentinense
Lineage: Eukaryota; Fungi; Ascomycota; Eurotiomycetes; Eurotiales; Aspergillaceae
Product: membrane insertase OXA1
Exons: 3
Coding region: 1-1683 (560 amino acids)
Biological process (GO): mitochondrial respiratory chain complex IV assembly; protein insertion into mitochondrial inner membrane from matrix
Cellular component (GO): mitochondrial inner membrane
Molecular function (GO): membrane insertase activity
Source: RefSeq, a predicted model, not a curated record
AUGACCCCAUGUAUCUCGCGCAGUCUGAACCCGCAGUUGCGACGGCUGUUUACCCGUCUUGGCCGCCCGGCAGAAAAAGUCUCCCCGACAAACGCAGGAGACUCUACUCUCCGCUACCGCAAUCCGAUCUACGUUCGUUAUAACCACAAAAUGAUGGGAGCUGCCGGCCUGAAAGGGCCCAGUGCGGCCGCCGUAUUUGCGCAGCAACGGCUGACCGCAGUGCCUCGAUCCUAUCGAUCGAUCUCGACUUUCCGAUCACAGCACUCGCGAAUUACCACCCGACCGGGCCAAUUGGCCUCAGGUCUUUCUGGAAAUGCUCCCUGGCGGACCGCGUCCAUUGCUGCUGGACCGGCUGCUGUCCGUUUUAACUCGACUUCCUCCAGCGAGACACCUGCUUCUACCUCGGAACCCAUUGCGUCGGACGGAGCAUCGCAGGCCACCGACCUCCUCUCUUCUGAUAUCAGUUCGAUCCCCGAGCACCUUGGAUACCUGAAGGAGCUUGGACUGGAUUAUGGCAUCGGUCCUUCGUCGAUGAUCGAGUGGUUGAUCGAGCAUAUCCACAUCUGGGGUGGUUUGCCAUGGUGGGCUAGUAUUGUUGGCGCGGGUGUCGCUGUUCGCCUCGCGCUGCUCAAACCUAUGCUUGAUGCCUCGGACAACGCCGCCAAAAUGCACAACAUGAAACCCCAGAGCGAGCCUCUCCGAGCGGAGAUGACGCGCGCUAUGAAGGAGAAUAACCAGAUUGAAAUGCAGAAGAAGAGAGCCGAGCUGUCGCAGCUCAACAAGGAACAUGGUGUCAGUGCUUGGAAGAGUCUUGUCUCCAUGUUGCAGAUCCCUCUUGGAUUCGGUACUUUCCGAGUUGUGAGAGGCAUGUGCUCUCUUCCCGUUCCGGCCUUGCUGGACGAAAGUCUGCUCUGGAUCAAAGAUCUUACAGUGCAUGACCCGCUUUAUAUUCUGCCGGCGCUGAGCUCAAUGAUGAUGUACUUUACAUUCAAGCGCGGUGGCGAGACCGGCCUCUCGGACAUGUUCAAUACAAGUAUGGGCAAGACUAUACUGAUAGGUCUGCCGACGCUUUCUUUCGCCUUCAUCGCGACCAUGCCAGGCGCCCUUCAGCUCUACUUCUGUGCCACUGGUGCUUUCGCCCUUGCCCAGGCCUAUGUGAUCAAUAACACAACCAUCCGCACGAUGUUGGGCAUGACCAUUCCUAGAAAAGUCACUGCUAAUUCUGCAGCUGGAGCGGAGACUAGAAACUACCUGGCGGAGCUUCAGGAGCGCGUGAACAAGCGCCAAAAGCAACUGAGGGAGGAAUACAAGAACGCUUCCGAACCUGCAGAGCCGAAAGAAGUCAGCAAAAUCGACAGCAUGAUGUCCGGCGUCAGUAGCCAUUUCAAGAAGGUGGCGGGUGAGGUCAAUGACACUAUGCGGGAAAAGAUGGGCCAGGGUCCAGCCAAGAAUGCUGAUGGCUCCCCCGCUGCGCCGCCGCGUCUCACUGAUGCUGAGCGAAGGAAGGCAGAGGAAUAUGAGAAGGAGCAGCGGUCCCUCGAUGAGUACCGUCGCGCGGAGCGCAACCAUGCUCGUCGGAAGGCCCAAAUGCAAGCCCUUCGAAAUGAGCGGGACAAGGCCCAGGCUUCUCUGAAGCGGCAUCAGGACGCUGCCAAACAGCAGCAGUCCCAAAACCGGAAGUGA